Notolabrus celidotus (New Zealand spotty) is the source of this 1296-nucleotide messenger RNA. RefSeq lists its product as uncharacterized. Lineage: Eukaryota; Metazoa; Chordata; Actinopteri; Labriformes; Labridae. Bases 1 to 1296 code for a protein of 431 amino acids. The transcript is spliced from 22 exons. The record is from RefSeq and is a predicted model, not a curated record.
AUGUCUGACGACCUGACAGAGGAGGAGCUGGAGGACUGCAUAGAAAGCUUGGAAGAACCUGAAAUUGAGGUACCAGAACUUGAGGUACCAGAACUUGAGCCUAAAGAAGAAAUCAUAAAGCCGAGGAUCUCCAAGUAUGAGUUGGGGUCUUCGCCGGUGGUCCCCAAGAGGAGGCCUGAUGAUAGUUUGUUGCCUAUACCCAUACCUGAUGUGGACUUGAAACAACUUGAGCUUCUGAAGCCUCCUGCCUCUGAGCACGAGUUUUGGGCUUUGUUGAAUGGCCACAAGAAGAAGUCUGAUGAUGGUUCAGAAAUACCAGACUUGGACAUCAAACAAGUGAAGCGUCUCAAGCCUCCUGCCUCUAAGCCCAAGUUGUUGGCUUCGCUGAAUGGUCACAAAAAGAAGUCAGAUCAUGGUAGUUCGAAUAUACCUGACUUGGACAUCAAACAAGUGGAGCGUCUAACGCCUCCGAUAUCCCAGUACCAGCUUGGGCUAUGGUUGAGGAGUCAUAACUUGGAAUCUUUGGGAAGUUUGUGGCAUAUACCCAUACCUGAUGUGGACUUAAAACAACAGGAGCAUCUGAAGCCUCCUGCCAAGGGUCAUGAGAAGAAGCCUAAGGAUGGUUCAAAAAUACCAGACUUGGACAUCAAACAAGUGAAGCGUCUCAAGCCCUCAGUCUCCCAGUACAAGUUGGAGCUAUGGUUGAGGGAUCAAAAUGGGAAAUCUUUGGGAAGCUUGUUGCAUGUACCCAUACCUGGUGUGGACUUAAAACAACUGAAGCAUCUGAAGCUUCCCACCUUCAAGCACGAGUUGUGGGCUUUCCUGAAGGGCCACGAGAAGUCUGAUGAUUGUUUGAAAAUACCUGACUUGGACAUCAAACAAGUGGAGCGUCUCAUGCCUCUGAUCAUGAAGUUCUACGUGUUGCAAUGGUUGAGGCAUCAAAAUUUGGGAUCUUUGGAAAGUGUGCUGAAUUUACCCAAUGUGGAUUUAAAACAACUGGAGCAGCUGAAGCUUGUCACAGAGGAAGAGUUAUGGGCCUCUCUGAAAGCUCAUGAGAAGAAGUCUGAUGAUGGUUUGAAUAUACCAGACUUGAACACCAAACAAGUGGAACAUCUAACGCUUGGGACAAGGGUCACUUGGAGGCAGUGCCUGGGCCUCCUAGGCCAUGACAGCAGCAGUGCAGGUGAUUCCACUGGCCCUAUUUACACAUGCUCCCAGUGCAAAGGUUCCUCUAGUGGCUGGAACUUUGUCAGGAGGAACAAUCCUCCUCUGGGCAUCAACACCAUGGCAAACUAG